Messenger RNA from Alligator mississippiensis (American alligator), 7023 nucleotides. It is a transcript of the gene GAD1, whose product is annotated as glutamate decarboxylase 1. Gene Ontology annotation, molecular function: glutamate decarboxylase activity; pyridoxal phosphate binding. The record is from RefSeq and is a predicted model, not a curated record. The transcript has 16 exons. NCBI's taxonomy places the organism in Eukaryota, Metazoa, Chordata, Crocodylia, Alligatoridae. Gene Ontology annotation, biological process: GABA biosynthetic process. The coding region runs from base 677 to 2449 and encodes 590 amino acids. Gene Ontology annotation, cellular component: presynaptic active zone; cytoplasm.
CACCAACCCGUCUUGAAUGUUAUCCAGGCUGGCGAAUGUUUCGGGGAUUAGCUAAUAAAGCACACAAUGGCAGCAAGGAUUCUGUGUGGGAUCGCAGGUCAUUUUGGCUGGUAAUUUAAAAGCGUGUUUUGUAAGUUGGUUUCAAUUUGACAUGAGCCAUAAUUGCCCUCUUCAGUGGCCAUUGAUAGAAUUGCGAUAGACUUCACGGUCUGCUACAUCCAUCAUUUCGCGCAGGAUGUAGCGCUUCAAGAUCCAGCAAGAGACACGAUUUAGCUCUUCAGCCUAUCGAAGCGUUUUCUAAUUGCCAUAUUUGCAUGUUACGUGUCUUUAAACUAAAUAAGUGACUGUGCCUUCAGUGAGCUUCCCUUUCCAUCGCUUUAUUGGCGAGUGUUUUUCUGCCUGAGACACGUCGUAUUAAGGACUCUUCCACUCGAGGUGCAAGCCUUUGUGCUGGCUUCUCAAGCCACUGCCACUUCUUAAGGAGUUUAAUUGCUUAUUGUUGGCUGCAGACUCAACCCUGACUAUUGCAUCUAAACAGGACUCAGGGCUCGUCCCUCCAGGAGAGCUGAUCUCUACAGCCGCCUUCUCUUUCCUUCCAGUAAAUUCUUUACUGUCCACCCAUCAGCGGAAUAUUGGAGGAAAAAACGGGAUCCAAGGUCUGUGACUUUCUGAACUGAUGGCAUCCUCAGCUCCAUCCUCCUCUACCGCCACUCAGGACCCCACCCCAACUAAUUUACGACCCACAACCUACGACACGUGGUGCGGGGUGGCCCAUGGCUGCACCAGGAAAAUCGGGCUCAAGAUCUGUGGGUUCUUGCAACGGAACAACAGCCUGGAGGACAAGAGCCGGAUCGUGAGCUCCCUGAAGGAAAGGCAGUCCUCCAAGAACCUGCUGGCCUGCGAGAACAGCGAGAAGGAAUCCAGGUUCAGGCGGACCGAGACGGACUUCUCCAACCUGUACGCCAGAGACCUCCUGCCCGCCAAGAAUGGCGAGGAGCAGACCGUGCAGUUCCUGCUGGAGGUGCUGGACAUCCUCCUCAACUACGUGCGCAAGACCUUCGACCGCUCCACCAAGGUGCUGGACUUCCACCACCCGCACCAGCUGCUGGAGGGCAUGGAGGGCUUCAACCUGGAGCUGUCCGACAACCCCGAGUCGCUGGAGCAGAUCCUGGUGGACUGCAGGGACACCCUGAAGUACGGGGUGCGCACAGGUCAUCCUCGGUUUUUCAACCAGCUUUCCACUGGGCUGGAUAUUAUUGGUUUGGCUGGCGAAUGGCUGACGUCAACUGCUAAUACAAACAUGUUUACAUAUGAAAUUGCACCUGUUUUUGUCCUCAUGGAGCAGAUAACACUUCGGAAGAUGAGAGAGAUUAUUGGAUGGUCAAAUAAGGAUGGUGAUGGAAUAUUCUCACCUGGGGGGGCUAUAUCCAAUAUGUACAGCAUCAUGGCUGCUCGUUACAAGUAUUUCCCUGAAGUCAAAACAAAAGGAAUGGCUGCUGUUCCUAAACUGGUCCUCUUUACUUCAGAACAUAGUCACUACUCAAUAAAGAAAGCUGGGUCUGCACUUGGGUUUGGAACAGACAAUGUGAUUUUGAUAAAAUGUAAUGAAAGAGGGAAAAUAAUACCAGCUGAUUUGGAAGCAAAAAUUCUGGAAGCUAAGGAAAAGGGAUAUGUUCCACUGUAUGUUAAUGCAACUGCAGGCACAACAGUAUAUGGAGCCUUUGAUCCAAUACAGGAGAUUGCAGAUAUAUGUGAAAAAUAUAACCUCUGGCUCCAUGUGGAUGCUGCUUGGGGAGGUGGACUCCUAAUGUCCAGGAAGCAUCGCCAUAAACUGAAUGGAAUAGAAAGAGUCAACUCAGUCACAUGGAAUCCACACAAGAUGAUGGGAGUCUUGUUGCAAUGCUCUGCCAUUCUUAUUCGGGAAAAGGGUAUACUUCAAGGUUGCAAUCAGAUGUGUGCAGGAUAUCUGUUUCAGCAAGACAAGCAGUAUGAUAUAUCCUAUGACACUGGAGAUAAGGCAAUACAAUGUGGUCGUCAUGUGGACAUUUUCAAAUUCUGGUUGAUGUGGAAGGCAAAGGGUACAGUAGGAUUUGAAAAUCAGAUCAACAAAUGUCUGGAAUUGUCAGAGUACCUCUAUACUAAAAUUAAAAACAGGGAAGAAUUUGAGAUGGUUUUUGAUGGAGAGCCUGAACACACAAAUGUAUGUUUCUGGUACAUUCCACCAAGUCUCAGGGGCAUGCCAGAUUGUGAAGAGAGAAGAGAAAAGCUACACAGGGUGGCACCGAAAAUCAAAGCACUGAUGAUGGAGUCAGGUACAACAAUGGUUGGAUAUCAGCCUCAGGGAGAUAAAGUCAACUUCUUCCGAAUGGUUGUCUCAAACCCGGCAGCAACUAAGUCCGACAUUGACUUCCUCAUUGAGGAAAUAGAAAGAUUGGGGCAGGAUCUGUAGUACACUUGACAAACGAUUUAUUUCUCUAACAUACUGUUUUCCAGCACUGGCUAUUUUUAUCCAGUUCUGCAGAACAUGUUUUAAGGAAGUUCCCUUUCUAAAUGUUCCAUUCUCCUAAGAUGCUCUAAAACAAAAAAUCUAUAGGUUACUGAAAAAUGUGUGUUGGUAAGUCAUUUUACAGAGGGGAAAUAUAUUAUCUUGAAGUAUACUAUUGAUCCUUAUUUUAGUCCGUUUAUUAUAGUCAACAGAAAAUUCGUAAGUACUAAAAUUAAGAACUCUGCACAAUAUAUGUACAGUUUAAAUAUAUAUAUAUACACACACACGUGCUUAUAACUUAGAACUAAGCCACAGCAUGUUUUCCACUUUAAGAGAAUUAACUUUUCCUUCAACAAUUAAUGAUGUGGAUAAUGUGCUACAGAACCAUCUGCCAGAUGAAAACAGAUGUAAGGAAACAUUUUUAAAAAUAUAGAUUCUUAGGAACUAAGGAAAAUGUUUAAUAGCAUUAAUCUCUAUUGUUGGUGCUCUUCUUGCAUACAAAAUAACAAAACCUGAAAGCACCAUCCAGUAAAAUAGUUAUACCUCCCCUUUAGUGUCAUAUCAGGGGAUAAUUGUAGCAGAGUCAUUGUAACAAGUAUAUUAUUGCUGUAUUUUUAGAGAUUAAUUUGUGUAGAUUGUAUACAUUAUUGUUAAAUGACUUUGUGUAAAAGGAAUUAAAUGUAAUAGUUUUACAGCAAGAUAACUGUUCAAUUGUAGGUAUAUGAAAUAUUUGCUUAUUUAUAUGCAGAGAUUUACCAUGCUAAAGAGUUGUCUUGUAUUUUCUUCCAUUUGUAAUGUAUCCUAUUUAUAUAUUAUUGAAGUUCUAAAUAAUGUUUAUGGUAUUUUAGUGUAUUUGUGAGCCAAAGAAAAGAUAAGAAAUAUUAGUUGACACUUUCAUUUAUAUAAUAGUGACCUUAAAAUAAUAACUCACAGAUAAUUUACUAACUAUAAGGAACUCUAACAUUGUAUAUAGACUCUAGUACGAUGAAAUCCCUUUAAUUUAUUAAUUGUAAUGUCUGGCUGUAUGUCCAGUGUUCUGAAUGCUUUUGUAGUUACUGGUCAUUAUUGGUUGCUAAUCAAGGCCCCUGUAUUUUCAGUGUAGUUAAGGAUCAAUCCCUGAGAACCUUUAAACUCUAUUCUGUGACAAGAUUCCCAACAGUCCAUAGCAAUUCCAUGAGAGCGUUAACUAGGCUCAUUAUCAAUGUAUAGAAGUCACUAUGUACUUUGGAGUUUACAGGAAAGGAAAACAGAAACUCACCACGGAACUAAACUACACAUUAAACUAGCUUGUCAAAAGAGUUGAAAAUAAUCAGACAUUUCAAUAUAGGUUCCAGAGUUAUCUGCAGCCUGUUCAGUUUUAUUCAGUAGGUUAUCAGGAUUACAAAGUACAUGAUUUCAUACUAGCAGACAAGUACAGGAGCAGAACUGAUUAAAGGUUCCAUAGUCCUUACUCUACAGAUUGACUAUUGUAGUGAUAAUUGAAACCUACUGAUUCAAAAUAUUUUCAAAUAUGCUGCUAUGUGUGCACAUCUUCAAUUAGCUGCUUUUCUUUCAAAUAUGCAAUAAAAUUUAAUUGCAUUAGAAAUAUUCUGUGGCAGGAUUGCAAAGAAUCAUAUUUUUAUGUAAGACUAUAGCAAUAAUCUGCUGAAAGGACCAUCAAACUUAUUAUUAUUAUUACCAAUACUGGUAUGAGAGCCUCACCCCUACUUUGGCCCUCUUCGUAGCAGGUCAAAGAGCUGCAGAGGCAUCACAUGGGCCGUUAAUGGGCAGGAAAGGAUUCCCUCCAGCAGGCACUGCAGCAGACUUUGGUAAGUUUGUCUUCAGAGGAUCUCAUCAGAAGUCCUAGCUAAGCAGGCAUGUUAAGAGCCAGGCCAGUGAAUGGAGGGAUCUGUCAGCACUAAAUCACAAGGCAGAAGUAUGGUCCAUGCAGCAGAUCCGGGAGGCUGUUGUUACUCACGCAGCUCCCCAGGGCUGCCAUAAAUUAUGCUGAGGGUUUCUCCAGCCCCCAGAGUAGUCCAGGAUUGGGAGGCACAAGGAUCACUUAAAGCUACAUUCUACCUUCUGCCACUUAGUGCCACAGCACAAAAUUUCAUCCUAGAUCUUUAAAGUCAAUUAACUGUUGGACUUUCAAAACGUCAUGUCUGUGCUUUCUUAUGUAGCCAAGAAACCCUGUGAAAUUUUGACAUCAUGGAUAUAGGAAAGACUAAGAAAUCUGUUUGAAGAUUUGAAUAUGUGUAGGCCCAAACAACUUUCCACAGACAGAGAUUCUAAUUCUGAAGCACAAGUGCUUCUUUCUAUUACUAGGGAACUUUCAAAAUUUACAUGAAUAACUUUUGGAUGGAAGGAAUUACUUUUCAAGCACUGUUUCUCCCUGUUUUUCCUAGAGACAUGGCACACCUCUGUCCAACUUUACCCUCCUGUAAAGCUAUUUCUAGAAAUCAAUAUUUUCAUGCUGUUAUUCCUCAGGGCAGACAAGUUCAAGGCUUCUUGCAAUUCCAUUGUCCUCUUCUUUUUUCUUCUGUCAAUAACAUGCAGAGGAUGACAAAGCAUGUUACCCAUUUUCAAAGCCUUUGCGACCUCUUAGUAAUCCCACUAAUACACUGGUCUUUCCAUUAGUUCUUCCCUUCUUAAAACCAUAUUUUUACUCCAUACAGUUGUUCAGGAGAUUAUAGUUCACCAUGUGUCUUCAGUCUUGGACUUCAGCCUUUCAGAAUUAAUAUUCCUAGCACUUUCCUGCCUUUAAUACUAGCACCCUUAAAAAAGGUCUGAUUUCUAAUAUUACAGAUUACAGAUUAGUCACCUCUGGCAUUGGAUAUGUAUGAUGUCAACUUCUUUGUUCUUAAAUAUCUUCUUUACAGAUAUACACUUCCUCAUUAAAUCCAGAAUACGUGGAAUUUGAACACAUCUUGAAGCACAAGAUGUUAGUUUUGAGUACUUUUUGAAUAAAGUGAAAUACUUUAUUCAAAAACCUACUGCAGAAGACUGCAGGAUCUAUUCUAAUCCUCAAAAAUAGUAUGAACUACGAUGAUCAGAGCCAAGAUGCCUGACUACUGACACAGCCUUGGAUGGUGAUUCUAUGUCUUCCACACAAAACAUCAGCAGAGUCACUUGUAGUUCCUUUGACCAGUUCCUAGUCUAGAGAUUCUGGCCUUCUGCAUAUCCUUACAUCUAGAUAUAUAAGAUGUAAUCUUCAUACUUUAUGCUCUAAACCUGUAAUUUUAACUUCAUGGCCUUUUUGUCUAGAUUUGCACCAUCAUAUAAUAAUAGUAAAAAUAAUCUUCACCUUUAUAUUUGAAGAACUCUAUAAACUUUAGAAACAUAUGAGGUGAGUAAGUAUCAUUAUCUUAUUUAACAAAUAGGGAAACUAUAAGAGAAGGAGACAGAGUUUCUGCCCAAAACUAUACAUCAAGUGCUGAAUGCUCUUAUGAUGUAGCUGGGAACAAAACCUAGCUCUGAGUAUUGUAUAAACUGUACUUUGCUAGAAAAUGCUGCUUCUCUACUUGGCAAAGUGUCUUAGCAGGUCAGAAACACCAGGGAUCCUAGUACUAUCAAUGAUAGUUUGAAUCCAGAACAGAAUCCUGGUCUGUAUUAUAGAACUGUGAAAUUUCCCACUGACAUUCUACUCACAACCAAGAGUGGUAAUUUUAUCUCUAGAUAUAGACCAUUAUAUAUGGUCUCUGACUUUCUGAUAGUUCUGUAUCUUAAUUUUGCAGUAGAUGAUGCUCACAGAUAGUUCCUUGUGUAUCCUUUUAAGGCUAUUAUCAGCCUUUAGACUACUUAUGGCUGUCAGUUUCUAUGGGCACAGUGUCCAUAUUUACCCCCAACCUGGAGAGAUGAUUUAACAGAGCUUUUUCUAGAUCUGGCCAUGGUCAUCAAUACAACAGAUCAUCUCCAUUUCAUUUUAGUAGGCAAUCCUAAUCUGAGUUAUAUUCUACAGUUUACCAAAGUCCUUCCUGGAGCUUUCCUGUUCUUAAAGCCACAUGCUAUUGCGUAUGGGAGAUCAGAAAGUAUGACUCUACAGAAGAUAUGGCUAAUUCAGAGAAUUACAGGCGAGUAACUCAGUUUCCCAUAUGUAACAGUACUCUAAAGUUCUGAUUUCUUCUUUAAAAUCUUAUUGACAAUCACUGCAGUGUUAAGAUGGAUGAACUUGAAAUAAAUGACCAAUGCAGAGGGCAUAUGCUAACAGAAAGUUGUUGCCGCAGUGUUUAUUAGUUGAUGUAAUAGAUUUGGGAAAAGAUGACCAUUGGGAAAAGCUGCUGUAGAUUUUAAGCAGGAAAAGUUCUCAUUUCAGUAGAGAGAAACUCUGUUUUGAAGAACAUGGUUAGAUUGAUGGCAGACAGAAACAGGGGCCUUGAGAGUAGCCCAGAAUUUAAAAAUAUAUAUAAUUUAUUCAGGGCACAAUCUGUUUUUUGAAUGGUGACAAAUAAGAGAUUUUUUAAACAGAAUCUCUGUGUUUUGUGGUUAAAAGAAAUGUUGAAAUUCUAAAGAUGAUAUGCAAUGCAGUUUUAAUUUUUCAAUAAAAGUUUAUCUUAAAACUG